Molecule: messenger RNA, 838 nt
Organism: Sorghum bicolor (sorghum)
Lineage: Eukaryota; Viridiplantae; Streptophyta; Magnoliopsida; Poales; Poaceae
Product: homeobox-leucine zipper protein HOX2
Exons: 2
Coding region: 173-490 (105 amino acids)
Source: RefSeq, a predicted model, not a curated record
CCCCGUGCUCUUUCUCUCUCUCCCUCUGCGCACAUGUGGGCCCAUCAAACCAGGAGGCCUUAUCACUUCGGCUUCCUCCCCUUUCUUCUAAAAAUCAUUUUUGUUCUCUCGCUACUGAGAUCCACUUCAUGUUCUACUUCUUCCUCUUCUCAAAUCUAUAGUGUUGGUAACGAUGGGGGCUAGAACCAGUGGUUUCGUGUGCGGGGUGACGAGAUUGGUCGGUCUCUCCUUUGAGUGCAGGCUGCUUGGCCGCAGCGCCGGCGUUGGAUCUGACCACGCCUCGACGCGAUUCACCUCGCCUGACAGCGUCGCCGCGCUCUCCAGUAGGGAUAACCAGGCUCUAGAUCGAAGCACCCGCGGCGACAAGGACGGUGCAGACGGCGCCGGUGGCCGCAACAAGCUUUGGUUCUCCAAGGACCAGGCCACUGUCAUCGAGGUGUGCUUCAAGAUGCACAGCACGCUCAAGCCCGCCUUGCAGAAGCAGGGCUGAUUCAUGGCCCAGAUGGGUUGAUCUGUUCUCUUUUGUGCAUCCCUACUCAUCAAAUCUACAAAAUACUCUUCUUGAAUCAAGAUAAUUUAGUUUUGUGUUGCAGGCUUGAUAAGUUUCUUUUUGUCUGUUUCUUGAUUUUCCUUGGUAGACUAGGUUGAACAUGUGCUGCUGCAGUAACUUCUGAUGAUGGAAGCUUGCAAAUUGCACAGGCUAAUUUAGUGGCGUUGGCGUUGUGUGUGUUGAUUCACAGGAGUGUAUCCAUGUUUUGUAAAAAAAAUAUGAUAGAUGAAUGUGUAACUGAUGGAUAUCAAUGUGAAACUCAGUACAAUAUAUUGUGAUUUGCUUGCA